AUGACGGGUCGUCCUGGUUGCGUGCGCGUGCGCGUAAGCACCAAGGAACCUCUUCCGACAGCUCAAUUCUGGAUAGCAGUGAAAGAGAACUAUGAUCUUGAAAUGCUUCGGACACAUGUGGCGCGCACACUUGAAUCCCACUAUGAUACUGUUGUGGAUCCUGCCACUCUGAACGUCGCAAUCCAUGACUUUGACCUGUGUGACGAUGUUGGCCAAAUACUUCAGGAAGGCGAUCUUAUUACUGUUUCAAAUUUGAAGCGACGAAAAACGUUGGUUCAAGAACAUGAGACUUCAGGUCCCACCAAACCUGUGGUGGACCCAGAAACAGAACGUGCUAUCAUGGCAGAAGCUAACAGGAUCUCGCUUCUCAUGCGCUCCCAGCAUCAUGAGGCACCUUUGAUGAAAAAGACGCUUGGCACGAAGCGCAAGCUAUCCACGCCUAUGACGUCGACGUUUACGCACCGAACGCAGCGUCCCCAACUGGUCCAUGACAUUUUGGACGAUGUGGAGCAAGCUGAUUUGAACGACGAGCUGAAUGAAAUUGAUGACGUCGACGAAAAUGACUAUGUUGACGAAAAUGACUAUGACGAUGUUGUUGGUGAUUCUCCAUCGGUAGGUAAUGAACUAUUCAGAAACGAAGAGAACGGACAAGAGCAAGGCCAAGUUUGUUCAAAAGACAGCGCUACAGCGGAAAAUCCUAUUGCUUCUAAAUCAGAAUCAAGGUCAGAUUCUGGCUCGGACUCCUCAGACUCAAACUCGGAUUCAGACGCCAGUUCCGAAUCAGACUCCUCAGACUCAAGCUCGGAUUCAGACGCCAAUUCCGAAUCAGACUCCUCAGACUCAAGCUCGGAUUCAGACGCCAAUUCCGAAUCAGACUCCUCAGACUCAAGCUCGGAUUCAGACUCCAGUUCCGAUUCAGACUCAAACUCUGACGCUUACGAUGGUAAUAACAUCAAAAUUAAUGAAACCUCGUCCAGUAAGUCUCCCUUACCUGCGUCGUCGUCAUCUUCGCCGCCGUCAUCUGAGCCGGUGUCCAAGCCUGAGGGUGGUUAUGAUAAUGAUAAUUUUCAACACAGUCAAAGUCCUGCUUUUACGACACAUGUGCGUGCCCUUUCCGACUCCCAAUCAUGGGUACCUCCUGGCCAAGGUAAGGACCGUACACGCCAUAAAAAUCAGAAACGACGUGAGCGGCGCCGAGCAGCGCGUGAAGCCCAAAAUUCAAAGUCUUCCGUCGAUGCACUGGUCUCAGAAUAUCCGUUGGCAAGUGUUGAUCCUAUGGUGCACGGGAAGUUGCCUCCAGGGGGCGGAUCCCUUGAUAUUGAGCCAUCUUCUCCUGCACCGGCUCCUAAGUCAUCAUCCCCUGUGGAAGUAGUUUCUUCCCUCGAGAAUAUCGCGCAACGAAUGCUUUCACGCACGACGGUUGGGCAUCGAAAGCGCCGAAAACGGAGUCAAGCGAACGCCAUGGCACCCUCUUCGACACCCGUAUUUGCGAAAGCUUCAGAUCUUAUCCAACCAACACAUUUGAACCGACCUACUGAACGGAUUCCAUACCCCUCAAAAUUACCGUCUGACGAAUUCCCUUCAAACAUGACCAUCAGCAGUAUUGAUUGUGAGUCAUGGUACGAUCAGCAAUGGUACGACGAAGAACAAGAAUCCGAGGACGUGGAUGAAUCGACGCGUGCCUACAUAAACAUGCAGCGGCAAGUGCAUGCAUCUCUAGCUGAGGAAAAGCGCCUCGAAGAAGAGCAGGUUCGAUUCUACCAAGAUGAUACUCACAUCGAGGAACAAGAGCCCCUUCGAGAAAGUCUUCCGCGUGCUUUUGGACGUGCACGUAACGUGGAGGCCCUCGCUCCUGAACUUGACUAUGGUACACCCUCUCCACAAUCUCUCCCGGUGCAUUCUAAUGCUUCCCAUCCAUUCUUUCGGCGGAUUGAGUCCAUCCGCGCUUCGAUUUACGGUUCAUGA
Molecule: messenger RNA, 1965 nt
Organism: Malassezia globosa CBS 7966
Lineage: Eukaryota; Fungi; Basidiomycota; Malasseziomycetes; Malasseziales; Malasseziaceae
Exons: 2
Coding region: 1-1965 (654 amino acids)
Source: RefSeq, a predicted model, not a curated record